Heterotrigona itama is the source of this 2406-nucleotide messenger RNA. Lineage: Eukaryota; Metazoa; Arthropoda; Insecta; Hymenoptera; Apidae. The record is from the annotation of a GenBank genome assembly.
GUUUCAGACUUUUGUCUGUAGCGCGAGGCAGUGGGGCUGUGGGAAUAGAGAACUUUGUGGGAGAAGUUUGUUCUCGCGGAUGAGCUGUUCGAGGUAGUGGUGGCGUGCGCGAGCACCCGCCAUACAGCCAGGAAGUCGCGGUAGAGAAAUCCGGUUGCAAAAGUUACUCAGGAUAUCUCGCUUAGGAGAUCAGGAACGUGUAAGGCGUUCAGCGGGUUUUAACCGGGGAUAAAAUAUCGGCGGAGCGUAGCACACACGGCAAGAGCGCACGGCGCGAGAUCUUGAAGCGGUGAACGGGUUAGACGGGUGGUGUGUUUUUCAUGGCGAUCAGUUAUUCAUUAGGGAAAUAUCGUACGCUGCCAGCGAUGUACGAGAUACGGGAAAGGUGAAGGAGGUGCUCACCGGACCUGACCUGCCCGAGAGGAACACCGUGAAACGUAGCUUCUCACGUAUACACACACACAGUGCGUCACCGCCCAUAUGUGAUGUGUUUCGUGCGUCCGAGCGAAUGAGUAAUCAUGUACUGUCAAGACAAGGGCUCGACCGCCUCCAAGAGCAAAGAGGCAAUAUCAAAAGAAGAGGCUGAUGAUGCUGCAAACAGGGGUCAACUGCCAUAUAAUGGCUAUUCUGAGGAGUUCCUAGACCGUUUAGAACCAAACGGCAAUAUACCUGCGGAUAAGGAUCGCCGUUAUGAAUGGACAGGUGUGGGCGACCAUGAGAGAGUGCAUCGGCAGCUUUCCGUUUCUAGUGAUUCCAAGCUUCUUGACGAGGAUAUACGUGAAGAAGCUAGAGUAAUCUUAAGACCUCGGCGUCCACCGCGACCCAAGUCAGAGGUCUUCCUUGGGCCAGAUCCACCUCCUAGAAGAACCAAAAGAUUUUCAGCAUUUGGGGGAGAUUCUCCUUUUGGUAAAUCUGAAGCUUAUAUAAAAUUGGAACAAUUAGGCGAAGGAUCUUAUGCCACAGUGUUCAAAGGCUAUAGUCAUCUUACAAAUCAAAUGGUGGCACUUAAAGAAAUUAGACUACAAGAGGAAGAAGGUGCUCCAUUUACUGCCAUUCGCGAGGCAAGCCUUCUUAAAGAAUUGAAGCAUAGCAAUAUCGUUACUUUACACGAUAUAAUUCAUACGCGCGAGACUCUUACUUUUGUUUUUGAAUAUGUUCAUACUGAUCUAUCGCAAUACAUGGAGAGGUAUGGAAGUGGUAAUGGUGGUUUGGAUCCACGAAAUGUUAAACUGUUUUUAUUUCAAUUAUUAAGAGGACUGGCAUACUGUCACCGCAGGAGAGUAUUACAUAGAGAUGUGAAACCACAAAACUUGUUAAUCAGUGAAAUAGGGGAACUCAAACUAGCAGACUUUGGUUUAGCGAGAGCUAAAUCUGUACCGUCACACACAUAUUCACACGAAGUUGUGACAUUAUGGUACAGGCCACCUGAUGUUCUUUUGGGAUCCACAGAGUAUUCUACCUCGCUUGACAUGUGGGGAGUAGGUUGCAUAUUUAUGGAGAUGUUGACUGGUGAACCAACAUUCCCAGGUGUACGCUGUACAUACGACCAACUUGAUAAAAUAUUCAAAGUAUUGGGUACUCCUACUGAAGAAACUUGGCCUGGUGUCACGCACCUGCCAGGAUAUAAACCACAUAGACUGGGAUUCUAUCCUCCACGAAAAUUGGGUCUUUCAUUUCCUAGACUCUAUGAUAUUGCUGAAGGUGAUAGUAUGGCAUCGUCACUUCUACAGUUAAAUCCUGAUCAACGGAUAGGAGCUGAAGAAGCGUUAAGGCAUCCUUAUUUUGCCUCUCUUCCUAGAAAACUAUACGAAUUGCCUGACGAAGUAUCGAUAUUUAGUGUUGAAGGUUGUCAUUUGUAUACAAAUUCGAGGCACGGGUGUGCAGAUUCGCGUCACACGGCUCUUAAGACUUGAGGUUAAACGUAAAAAAAAAAAGAAUAAAAAGUAAAUAAGUAAUUCCCAAAUUUACAUGUUCAAUGAAACGGUCAUUCUCAUACAGAUCAGAUUCACACUGGCAGUUUUGCCUUAACUUAUUUACGCAUUAUUUCCACGCGCGUCAAUCGCUCUUUCUCAGGGCUGCUCUACAAAUUCCAGUCAUCCUUCACAUGUACACACAUGACACAGACACGACAUACACGUAUACAUAAUUACACAUUCGUUUUUAUUUCUUUUUCUUCUUUCUUUUCAAAACUAGUACACAUGUAUCAAAUGAAUUAACGAAGAUAAAUUAUUAACUGGCAAAGAAAAUACGAAAGUAAGCUAUCUGUGGCUAAAUGAAGUAAAACGAUUUUAUGAGAUUCGCACGCUCGAUUUAGAAAGCAAAAGCACGCACGACCCAUCCUCGCACUUCGUCCAAAUACUAGAUUUAGAUUGAUACCAAUCAAAAAAGAAAAAAAAAAAAAAAGUA